AUGGACACCAACCUAUCCGCCGCGCGCGACGCGCGCCGCUACCUGGCCGAGCGCGUGCGCAACGACUGGGACUGGCCGCCGCUGCCGCUGCCGCCGCCGCCCGCCAACGCGGUGGUGCCGCCCGCCGAGCACGCCGCGGCAGCGGCCGCCGCCGCCGCCGACGCCGAGUACUGCUCCGCGACGGGCGCGUCCGAGGACGAGCUGCGCGGGGUGACGGAGUUUCGCGAGCGGUACUACGGCAGCACGGACGACGACAACGACGACGCGCCGUCGGAUGAGGACGAGGAAGAGGGAGAGGAGGGGCGGAGGGGCGAAGAUGCGGCGGCGGCGGCGGCGGCGGCGGCGGCGGCGGUAGCCGGACACGACGAUGCUGUUGUCACACCGGGCGUGCGGGCCAGGGAAGGCAGCGGCAGCGGCGGCAAGGAGUAUAGGUUCGACUCGCCGGAGCACGUGGGGCCGCGGGUGGCGGCGGAGCGGGCGGCGCGGCGCAAGCGCAGGCGCAGGCGCGCGCUCGAGGAGGAGAUGCGGUGGAACGAGGGGAUGGCGGUGUUUGUGCGCAGGCGGGACCGCUGGACGGGGGCGGCGAGCGUGCGCAAGUACGCGCGGAGGCGGAGCCGCGCGAGCGAGGACAUGGACCCCGUGGAGGUGGAGGCGCGGAAGGUGGUUGUGAGGAUGCUGGAGGAGACGGCGGUCGUGGAGGAGAGGGAGGAGGAGGUGGUGGACGCGGUGGUGGGGGAGGGGGAGGACGUGCCGCACGGGGAGAAUGGUGGGGUGGAACAUGGGCAAUCGGGAGAUGAUGCUCUGGCGCCCAAUGGCGAGGAAACGGCUGCGGCGGCGGCGGCGGAUGGGGAGAACGGCAAUGGGGCGCAGGCGGCGCAGGAGGGAGGCGAGCAAGAGGGCAAGGGAAAGGUGGUGAGGAGGAAGAGUGUGAUCAACAUCAACAUCCCGGCGUCUGAGGAACCACUUGUGCCUCUCGCACCGCCGCUUCUGCCCAACAACGCCAUCCGCCAGUCGGUCACGCCCAAGGUGUACUCGGACAUCUACGCCAAGAUCGUCAUCAGCGGCCAGACGCCCAAGGUUCCCAUCAACCUGUCGCACAUGACGCGUGCCCUGGUGCAGGGCUGGAAAGACGACGGAGAGUGGCCGCCGCGGCCGGGACCGGCUGAUCCCCUGAUGGGCAGAAAGAAAGUUGCGGCGGCUGGCGGAAGGGUCGGCACGUUAGCUGCGGUGCUGGGUGGUGGCGAUGGCGGCGCAAAAGGGGCGUCGGGAAGCGGUGCUGUCGGUCAUCACGGCGAGUUUCUAGCGCAUCAUCCGCAUCUGCAGAAAGGCGUUGAGAGCGUCAAGAAGGUGUUCAGGCUGAGCGGAGGCCAUCACGGCCAUUCGAAUCCAGGCGCGGGGUUGGCUCAGGACGGACAUCCACCAACGAAUUGA
Molecule: messenger RNA, 1431 nt
Organism: Diplodia corticola
Lineage: Eukaryota; Fungi; Ascomycota; Dothideomycetes; Botryosphaeriales; Botryosphaeriaceae
Product: mitochondrial aaa atpase protein
Exons: 1
Coding region: 1-1431 (476 amino acids)
Source: RefSeq, a predicted model, not a curated record